Molecule: messenger RNA, 661 nt
Organism: Xylaria bambusicola
Lineage: Eukaryota; Fungi; Ascomycota; Sordariomycetes; Xylariales; Xylariaceae
Exons: 2
Coding region: 90-443 (117 amino acids)
Source: RefSeq, a predicted model, not a curated record
AACGAUCGUGUUUUCCCAUUUACAAUUUCUCUGGAAUUUGAGUAGAAAUUUGGCCCAUUUCCAGAAGCGUUUUGAAAACGAACCUCAACAUGAGUGGCAGCGGCGGAUUCUACAAGUACCGCUGCAAGUACUUCCUUACGCAUGAGUGCCCCAACUGGGUAUAUGUAAACAAUACCGCAUGCGCUGAAUGUAGCGCCCAAGGGCGAGAAGCCGACUCAGAGGCAUCCCAAGCACCCGUGGUUUAUUACUCACAGGAGAGAUGCGUGCCCCGAGUCGAAGACGGUGUGCUGUAUUAUACCCGUACGGAGAUUCCCGUGGAAGUAGAAAACGUCCAAACGGCUACCACCAACAAUUAUUGGUACGGUGCCAACAACCAGGCUCAAGCUCGGAUUCCGACAACGAACGCUAUCCCCGGAAGUGCGACAGCAGCCACAAAUUACUGAGAAGAGCUUUCGACAAAACUAACUAUGUCCAAAGGGAGCGAGGGAAGGUGACGUAACAAGUUGGCACGAUUCGACGUAUAAGAUGUGAACGAAAGACAAUCGGUAGUUUGUGUGUCGCGUGAGAACAAGGAGGCGCCUGAGUAUGAGCUUCGUGCGGAUCGAGAACUAGUAAUUCUGGUGGGCAAUGUUUUUGGUGACGACGAAGAUGGCAAAGCUGA